Messenger RNA from Zootoca vivipara (common lizard), 6516 nucleotides. The record is from RefSeq and is a predicted model, not a curated record. Lineage: Eukaryota; Metazoa; Chordata; Lepidosauria; Squamata; Lacertidae.
AUGACGCAGGAGCCCACUGACCCCCUCUCCGCCGCCAGCCCCUACAACUAUGAACAACCCCUCCCCCCCGUGGCUCGGACCAAUGCCUUCACCCAGGUCCCCCCUGCCAAGAAGAUAACAUUUUACAAGAGCGGGGACCCUCAGUUUGGAGGGGUCAAGAUGGCCAUCAACCAGCGCAGCUUCAAGAGCUUCAACGCCCUGAUGGACGACCUCUCCCACAGGGUCCCCCUGCCUUUCGGGGUGAGGACCAUCACGACGCCGCGGGGGUUACACUGCAUCAGCACCCUGGACCAGCUGGAGGACGGAGGGUGUUACCUGUGCUCCGAUAAGAAAUAUGUCACGCCCAUCAGCAUUGGUCCUGCCGGCCGGAGAGCUGUUCCUCAGAAGGUCGGCCAGCCGGCCAGCACGUUGCGGAGAGCAGCCCAAGACAUCAAGCGCGAGGACCACUCGACCGCUUUUGCCCAGCAGAGUCCGCGGAUACCCAAGAAAGUCACUCUGGUUAAGAACGGGGAUGUGGCCACCAGGAGGCCGAUAAUCCUCAAUCGCAGGAACGCGCGGAGCUUCAAGACUCUCUUGGACGAGAUUUCGGAGAUCAUGCAGUUCACGGUGAAGAAGCUGUACACGUUGGACGGGAAGAGGAUUGACAACAUGCAAGCUCUGCUGCACUGCCCCAAUGUCCUCGUCUGUGUGGGGAGAGAGCCCUUCAAGCCCAUCGUGGUGGAAAACCCCAGGAAGCCCUCCUCGGAAAAGCUGCCCGGCCUGCCUUCACAGUCCAACAGCAGAGGCAACGUUGGCGAAAACCACGAAAUGAACUUUGGACUCAAAGCCAAGAAGAGUGUGAUUCACCCCCGGUCGGCCUUGAGCAAUCGCUCCACGAGAUUCUCUUUGUCGUCGGAAAAAUCCUAUCCAAACGGCCUUGCAACAUCGCCAGAGAAUUGCGCCCCCUGCUUGAGCCACUGCCCACACUCCAAAGCGGGCAACCUGGUUCAUUCCUUGGUCAACGAUGACAUCGAGAAGAGGGUGCACGUGAACAAAGAUGGCAGCCUGUCCGUUGAGAUGAAAGUCCGCUUCCGCCUGCUCAACGAUGAGACGCUCCAGUGGUCCACACAUAUCAAGAAGUCCAGUCUGAGAGGCAAGAUACCCUGUGAAGAGAUGGGCAUAGACGAAGACAAUGGAACAGACCCCACAGAGAAAGAGAACCCGGAGGCGAGCUCAGAAGUGGACGACUCAUUAUAUCCCUGCGAUGCCGAUUCCUACAUCUCGAACCUUGACGUGUCCGAAAAUGAGGAGGCAUGUUGCCGCAAUUGUGGCAAGCCGUGCAAAGACUAUGACAUUUGGAAGAACCCUAUGCAUGCUUCCCAGAAAGAGGAGCCAUGGGUCAAGAACACCUGGUACACCCACUCUUCUUGCUCGAGCACAUCGUCCCACCGUAGGGUCGUCCGCAAAAAGACGGCCUCCGUCGAGAGCAGCCAUACCUUGUCCAGCGGAGAAGAAUAUUCCAAGCAUGUCGUACGGGAAUCCUCAUGUUACUCGGAGACUGUAGAGAACAGGGUAGAAUACCGUGUGGUCAAAAAAUGCCGUUGUCAACAUGGCCAGAGCAACACGAGCAAAAGGGGGUCACCCGUGGAAAUGGAUUCCGCAGCUUGCUUAGCCAAUGCCCAAAAUGAGGACAGUGCCACAGCGACUGCAGAAGGAAUGGAGGGCAACGGCAGCAGGGCAGGGAGCAGCAGGUCAAAAUCAUCUUGCUGUUCCACAGAAAGCCAGAUCAAAGUGUGCGAGGAGAGCAGCAGCGUGGUGAGGACCAUCUCCUCCCGUAGCAUCGAGGCGAGGGAAGAGGUUGAAUUGGAAGAGGCCAGCUGCCCGUCCUCUCCGAAGAGCCCCUGCAGCCAAUCCGUUCAGUGUACCACACCUGAGACAAGAGGCAACCCGGAUGAGCCUUCAGAAGAUGCUCAGCCAAUCUCUUCAUUCUCCGUGGAGGAAGAGGCGGACAAGGAACAAGAGGAAACCAGCGAAGUUCAUUCCGCCUUGGAAAAUGUGGCCUCCAACCAAUCGGUCAGGGAUGAAGUCAGCCAGUGUGGGAGCUGCUCCACAGAACGGUCCUUCCAUUCCAAAGCUUGCGAUGGGAAUAGCCAGAGAGGAGACAGCAAUGAAACGCAGGUGUGCAGCGCAGCGGCUUCCUCUUGCUCCAGGAGGAGCAAGCACAGCCGCAGUCACCGAGAGGCAGGCGCCAAAGUCUCCAGGGUGUCCACCAUCAAGAAAAAGAGGACAAAAAGGUCUCUGCGUGCAGAAGAUGCACGGUCGAGCAGCAGGGCCUCUUGCUACUCCAAAAGCUCCCCAGAGAUGGAGGGAAGAGAGGGCGGGUGCCAUGCAUCUCACGACUCAAGCUCUCCUCGUUCCAACGUGUCGUCCUUAAGCGAAGCGGCGGCACCUCCCGCCAACAAGGUGGAGAGUGCAAGCAGCUCUUCCAGGCAUUGCAGCCAGUCCUCCAAGAGCACCAAGAAGGGCGGCCAGCCGGAUUCCUCCAGCAAGGAAUCAUCUCCUGGCUCCAGCUUCUCCAAUUCCAACGGGGAAAAUGGAACUGACGGACCAUCAAGGCCGGGGAGCGUGCUCGAAUCCACAUGCUCCAAAUGCGGCUGCAGGGUGGCAGUGAGAAACAAUGGCCUUGGGAGCAUCCAGUCGAUUGUGUCUUCCCGUUCGGAGAGUAAAUGCGCAGAGACAGAGGCGUCAGGCAGGAGCGAGCAUGCUGGCUCGCAGUCGAGCAUGGCGCAGUCCUCGAAGCCGAGGAGGAAGAAAAGCAGCCUCCAUGCCAACACAGAACACUCUAGCCAAGCUUUGGCAUCAGAGUCUGCGUCCAUGUACAGUUUGCACUGCCCAGCUCCCCCGAAAGGGAGGCCAAGCGACAAAAAAAGUCGGUCUGCUGUGCUGAAGAAGAAACCUAACAAUGCCAGCACCGCUGAGUCAGAGCCAGCUGCAAGCAAAGGGGAAGAGGAAGCAGCCCAUUCGCAGCCCAGUGAAAUGGAGGCGGAGAACAGGCCGGGGGAUCCUUCUGAAGCGCUGAAUGACGAGGCAGGAUCCUGCCAAGGAGAGGCCGAGGUGGAAGGCGAUGAGGAUGUCAUCCCUUCUUCUCUUCCCAAUGCCUCUCCAGAAGAAGUUGUGCACGAGUGGUUGAGGAAGAUUCCCUCGAAGACUCUGCUGAUGAAAUGCGAGAUGCAGGAUGACGGAGACGGCACAGAACUGGAUGCUGAAAUGCCCAGUUGCUCAAACAACCAGGAAUCGUUGGGAGAGGAGUUGGAAGGAAAGAAAGAGGAGGACCAGAACAACCACAAAAAGGACUUGCCCAGCACCAUCCAGACCUCUGUGCAGAUCAUGAAGGCGCUGCUGGCUUCCAAGCAAGAAGCCAAGUUGGACCGUUCACACAGCUUGCCUGAAGUCUCCCCUACGAUGGGCAGAAAGCUCAGCAACUCGGCAAACAUUCUGAUCACGUGCCUGGCUAGCCUGCAGAUCCUUGACGAAGAGCUGGACCCCUCAAGCAAGUCCAGCAAAUGCCUGAACAGGCCAAGGUACACUGAGCUCUUGAACAUUUUCCAGGCUCUCUGGUUUGGGUGCACGUCAGAGAAAGGUGGCACGAGCUCAGGCCUCCAAGGAGAAGCCCCUGAAAAAGUGCCCUCCACUUUCAAGGACCAUAAAGAUGGUGACUUCACACCCUUGUCCUCUUCUGGGGUGGAUGUGAGCAGUGGCGAUGGAGGCUCAGGAGAGGGGAGUGUUGCUGGUGCCCGAGACUGUGCCUUGUCGCCAGAGAAAACGAACGGAUCCAAGCCCACCAAAGAAGAGGAGAAAGAGGAGGCAGAACAAGAGGGAGGCUGUAGUGAGGAAGAGGAAGAGGAGCAUUCCCAGCCUUGCUUAAAAUCUGAAGGAGAUGAAAAGGCAGCCUCUACUGGAGGAGAGGAGGUGACAGAAACCAAUGAGAACCAGGGCAGCGAUGUUGGUGAGGAGGAGGAGGAAGAUAAAGAAGUUGUUGGAGAAGAAGAAAUGGAGGAUGUCGAGGUGGAACAGGCAGAAACUGAUAAUGCUGGUGUAGACUCUGUUGAGCAGACCCAAGAGGACCCCACUAUCAAGGAAGUAGAAGAGAGUCCCAGUCAAGAGAACGCUGAUGAAGCUGAUGAAGAGCCAAGCAACAAUCAAGAGAAUGGUGAUGAAGUGGCUGAAGAGCCAAGCGAUAAUCAAGAGAAUGUUGAAGUGGCUGAAGAGCCAAGCGAUGAUCAAGAGAAUGGUGAUGAAGUGGCUGAAGAGCCAAGCGAUGAUCAAGAGAAUGUUGAAGUUGCUGAAGAGCCAAGUGACGAUCAAGAAAAUGUUGAAGUGGCUGAAGAGCCAAGCGAUGAUCAAGAGAAUGUUGAAGCGGCUGAAGAGCCAAGCGACAACCAAGAGAAUGGUGAUGAAGCAGCUGAAGAGCCAAGCAAUAAUCAAGAGAAUGCUGAAGAGCCAAGCAACAGUCAAGCUGAACCCGACCCAAACACAAAUAAGAGAGAACCCCAAGCGAGUGUCGAAAAUCAGCUGGUGGAUGAGUCAGAAGCUGACACAGUAACCAGCAACAUAGUUUCCCGCCAACCCACAGCAAAAGCUUCCCUCAUCACCCCACAGAAAUCUAUCGACCCCGACCCGGUUUGGGUGCUAAAGCUUUUGAAAAAGAUCGAGAAGGAAUUCAUGGCUCACUAUGUCAGCGCCAUGAAUGAUUUCAAGGUGAAGUGGAACUUGCCAAAUAGUGAGGAGUUGGACUUGAUGAUUGCACAGCUGAAAGAGGAAGUGAGCCGGAGGAUCCAAAAGAGCAUCGAGAAAGAGUUAGGGAAAAUCAGAAGCAGGGCGGGCAGGAGGGUCCCGAGGCCUCCGGAUGAGGAGCUGCGCCGUGAUUCUUCCAUCCUGCAAGUGGAAAACCGAAGGCGCCGUUUGCAGAGCAUUCACAAAAUGUCCCUCUACAAUGACCGCAGCAAGCCGCGCGAGACAAGGGAAUUAGAUGAGGAAUUGGAUUUUUUCAGUACGACCAUUAGAGACGACAUAAGUGACCCCCCUGGGGAAGAGGAGUACUGCCCUUGUGAUGCCUGCUUCCAGAAGAAGAUGGAGGCCAAAGCCCUGAGGUCUCGAGGGCCGGUGGUGGCAGCCAAUGCCCCCAUUGUGAAGGCCUUUGACCUACAGCAAAUCCUGAGGAUGCAGAGAGGCAAGGCAGAAGAGGACAUCGCAGAAGAGGAAGCAGAAGGGGAGGCCACUGAAGCUGAGGCAGAGCAGGAAGUGUUGGCUGAUGAGGAAGAAGUAGAGCAGGAAGUGACCGAAGGUGAAGCAGCUGAAGCCCCAGCAGAUGGGGAGGAAGAAGCAUCAGAAAACCAGAACUGUGAGGAAGCCGAGGGGGAGGAAACUGUGAACGAAGAAGUAUAUGGUGAAGCACAAGAGGAAGCAAUGGAGGAAGGAGAAGAGGGAGAGGAGGAAGAGGAAGUAGAAGAAAAUGAAGAGAAAGUAGAAGAAAAGGGGGAGGAGGAAGAAGAAGUAGAUGAAGAAAAGGAAGCAGAAGAAGAAAAGGGGGAGGAAAAAAGGAGGGGGAAGGAGAAGAAGCAGAAGCAGAAGAAAAGGAGGGAGAGGGAAGGGAGAGGGAAGAGGAAGAAGGGGGAGAGGAAGUGGAAGCAGAGGAACAAGAGGGGGGAACGGUGGUUGCAAUGGAAGAAGAUGAGGAAGUGGGAGCCAAAAGCAGUUGAAGAAGAUAACCAAGGAAAUGAACCUGAAUGUGCAGAAAACGAUGAUGGCGAGGUCUCUGAGGCACCAGCAGAAGAAGAGGAACAGCCUCCGGCAGACGGUGCAGAAGAGGAUGAGGACGAUGCCAAGCCAGAGGCAGAGUAUGAAACGGCAGAAGUAGAAGAAGCAGGAGAAAAUGAAGCAGAGGCGAACGGCGAGGAAGCAGAGGCAGACGAGGGCAAUGAACCUGGGCAGGAUGGUGGCAGUGAAGACCCCAGAGAAACGGAAGAAGGAGCCACCGAAGGGGCAGAGACCCAGAGAAAAAGGUCCGCCUUCUCUUCUAUGGGGAAUUGUUCCCAGCAAUCCCAGAAAGGGUCUGAGGAGGGGAAUGGCGAAGAAGAAGACGAAGACUGUAAGGAAUUGGAGGGUGAUGGUGGUGAGGAUGGAGAGGCAGAAGGCGACGCAGAGGCCAAACCUACAAAGAUCCGUUACCUCUUCCAUCUCAGCCAAACCGGGACCAGGGAUUUCGGAAUCAGCUACGGCAGCGUCCACCCCUUCGGGGAUAAAUGGUUUUCCUUCCUCGGCCGUUACCUCUUCUAUCCAGUUAAGGUAGCUGAAAACCACAGUGUAGAGAGCGGGGCUGCCCUUUCCUUCGCAGGCCUCCCCCUGACUGCCUAUCCCAACUGCAAACCAUCUCCUGUCUUCUCCAGAAGUGCAAACCAAAGGAGCCCCACGGUCGUCCUGGGAGAAGUCGGAAGGAGGACACAAGAGAAAGAGGUCAACGUCCUCAUAGAAUCAUAG